Messenger RNA from Trematosphaeria pertusa, 1253 nucleotides. RefSeq lists its product as uncharacterized. NCBI's taxonomy places the organism in Eukaryota, Fungi, Ascomycota, Dothideomycetes, Pleosporales, Trematosphaeriaceae. The record is from RefSeq and is a predicted model, not a curated record. The transcript has a single exon. Bases 47 to 1102 code for a protein of 351 amino acids.
CGGCAGCGAUGCGAACUUCUUGCUAGCUCCAGAGCUCAAGCAGAAGAUGGAGGGCCAUGGCUUGUCGCGCCUUGUGGUGAUCUGGAAGCCGAAGAAAUUGCUUCCCAAGGAUUUCAAGGAACCAGAGCCAUUACCCUCCACGACGCGUCAGCUGCAUCUUUGGCGCGACAGCACCUCCUUUGGCAACGGCCCGCCCCUAUCCUACGAUCACCCAUUCUCCAAGCGAGCCCUCCAAGAGAUCUUCAGCGGCGAGGCUCCCUCUGGGCUCAUCGGUGCACAGCCCGGUGACAGCAUUGACGUAGAGCUACUUCCCCACCAGGAGGAAGAUUACGAGCCGCCGCUGAAUAGGGUAACUGGCUACGUCUCGACGAAGGAGAGGGAGUUUGCUGCUGUAUUCGGCCUCGAGAACGUUAAGCCGGCAAGCGUCGUUCAGCUGCAGCCCGUCCACGCGGCACAGACCGAGACUCACGUCGGCCUGGUUGUCGAGUACACCAGUGUUAUUGAAGCUGCCAGGGCGGUCGAUGAGCUGCGUGUCGCAUCUCCCAACAGCAUCUUCGAGUUCAUCGCCGAUCCUGCCCUCGAUGAGACCUUCAUUUUCAAGGGCCCGCCGCCGCCGCCGAUUCCCGAAUACCUGAAAGGCGCACCGCCAAAACCCGACGACUUCCCUGCGGAGAUAAAGGCCAGAGAGAUAAAGGAGAUCUCAAAGCACAUAGGGGACAAGACUCUCUUCUGGGAGAAGGUCUUGGUCGUUUAUAAGCAGCGCAAUAUGUCGAAGGAGCAAUUCCCAGCAGAGGAAGCGAGGCGGGCUGCGCAAGGCGAGACUGUGGAGAGAAAGCAUGCCGACUGGGUUUGUCUUGCGUGCGGGAGAUAUAACUUUGGCAUGGUCAAGAGCGAGGAGCAUUUCUGCUAUAACAGGGAAUGCGGGAAGGAUUGGCUUCAUACGCUUGCACACCAGAUUGCUGAAGCGAAGGCCAAGGAAGCGGAGCUCGGGCAAGAAGAGGAGGAAGAGGAGGAGCAGAGCUACGUGGAGGGCAACGUGGUCUUCUUGGAGAAGCCCAUGAAGACACCAGGACUUCCGCUGAUUGAGAUGUUCUCUUCAUGAUCGGCUCCACGCUACGGCUUCUUGCGGCUUACCCUUCCUCCGGCUGGAGCUCUUAGUUCUUGGUUUCCGGGGGUAGUUCCACAUUUGCCAGAGAUUUUCUUCGGCUUCUCUGUGUUCUCUCGUGAAGAUAAUUUCGCCAGUGUCAGCUCGG